Leguminivora glycinivorella is the source of this 1811-nucleotide messenger RNA. RefSeq names its product alpha-(1,3)-fucosyltransferase 7-like. Gene Ontology annotation, molecular function: alpha-(1->3)-fucosyltransferase activity. The record is from RefSeq and is a predicted model, not a curated record. Gene Ontology annotation, cellular component: membrane. Lineage: Eukaryota; Metazoa; Arthropoda; Insecta; Lepidoptera; Tortricidae. Bases 366 to 1802 code for a protein of 478 amino acids. The transcript is spliced from 7 exons.
UUUCUUUAAUUGCAGCAAUAAUUAUUUAUACGGAUGUAGUGUAUCCAACUGCCGAUUUUCAGGAGACACUGACAUCUCAUCUGCAGAUGCCGUAGUGAUAUACAUAUCGAUGGGAUCAAUACCCCAAUUCGUGAGGAGGAAUCCACAUCAGUUAUGGAUAUUUUGGAUAGAUGAGUCUCCAAUAUACAAAUUUUCUCGUUCAUUAACUCGGCCCAGUUACAAGGAUUUGUCCAAUAUUUUUAAUUGGGCUAUGACAUACAGCCCAUACAGAAUCUGAUAUACCGAUCCCCUAUGGACGCACUUUACCUCUAACACAUCCGAAGACUCACUAUUUAAGAUUGGCACACAAUGAUCACAAUCUAACAAUGAAGAUAUUGGAAGAACUGGUCCCCUUCUGGAAGGACAAACGAAGCAGUGUCUUGGCUGCUAUUCUGACGUCUCACUGCGUGGCGGCACGCAUGCGGUUCUUGAUGAAUCUGAAGAAGCAUAUGAAAAUUGACAUUUAUGGACGUUGUGCAGAUGAUCCUUACCAGGUGUCCCGGAUAUACUCACACAGAUUGCAAAAUCUUAUCAAGAUACUUAUUCUACUUGGUAAUAGAAAACUCAAGCUGUCGACAGUAUAUUACAGAAAAAGGUUUUCAUUAUGCCUACGGCAAAGGCGCAAUACCAGUGACUGGGUGACAUCUAAUUUGGGAACGUAUUUAUUUAAAAAUGGAAUUCAGCUUAAUAAUACAGCGUGGAACCAAAGCUUACAUCGAGUCUAUGAUGUACUCAUAUGGAAGCAUUGGAAAUGGUUAAGGCGUAGACAUCUUGGCGGAUUUAUUGAACAUGACAGUAACCCUUUAUACGGAUGUAGUGUAUCCAACUGCCGAUUUUCAGGAGACACUGACAUCUCAUCUGCAGAUGCUGUAGUAAUACACAUACAGAAAGGUUUAUUACCCGAAGUCGUAAGGAAACCACAUCAGAUAUGGAUAUUUUGGGUAGACGAGUCUCCAAAACACACUUUUUCUUUAUCAACAAACCCGCCGAGUUACGUGGAGUUGUCUAAUAUUUUUAAUUGGAUUAUGACGUACAGGACAGAUGCGGAUAUACCGAUACCUUAUGGACGCACUGUAGCUUUGUUACAUCCGAAAACACACUAUUUAAGAUUAGAUAACAAUGAUCACAAUUUAACUAAUAAGAUAUUGGAAGAACUGGUCCCUUUCUGGAAGGACAAACAAAGGAAUGUCUUGGCUGCUAUUCUGACUUCCAACUGUAUUAAGGAUCGCAUGCUGUUCUUGACGGAUCUGAAGAAACAUAUGAAAAUCGACAUUUAUGGACGUUGUGCAGAUGAAGUUUCCCAGAGAGACGUGUGCCCGGGACAUUACCACGACGAGUGCAAAAUCUUAUCAAGAUACAUGUUUUACUUAGUAAUAGAGAACUCUAAAUGUCGUCAAUACAUUACGGAAAAGAGUUUCCAUCACGCCUACGGCAAAGGCGCGAUACCGGUUUUCGUUGGUCCGUUUUUAGAAGAUUGCAUAAUGUUAUUGCCGCCAAAUUCUUUUCUACAUAUAGACGAUUUUAUGACGCCCGAACAUUUAGCAGAGGAAAUCGUUGCUAUUAGCAGAAACGUUACUAAAUUGCUUUCUUAUCAUGCUUGGAGGAAUCAUUUUAAGGUCAUCAACGAGCAUGGGUACUUUGGGACCAUGUCCACGCAAAUGUGCAGAAUAUGUGAGGCUCUGAACUAUAACGAGAAAACGCAAAAACUUUACGGCGCAUCGGACAUCCGCAGAUUCUUGGAUCCUGAAAUACAUUGCGAUUGAAAGACAUGA